This is a messenger RNA of Ctenocephalides felis (cat flea), 1320 nucleotides long. Its product is annotated as coiled-coil domain-containing protein 61-like. The record is from RefSeq and is a predicted model, not a curated record. The coding region runs from base 1 to 1320 and encodes 439 amino acids. NCBI's taxonomy places the organism in Eukaryota, Metazoa, Arthropoda, Insecta, Siphonaptera, Pulicidae. The transcript has a single exon.
AUGUUAAAUCCAUAUCUGAUAACUAAUUACAAGUUUAAAGAAAGCGAAUUUUUAAUAAAACUAUUCACUGAUAUUAAUAAUUCUUUAGAAUUAGUGCUCGUGCAUAAUAUCUCCAAAGAUGAAUGGCGUGGAUUUUACAAUUGCUCCUAUAUAGAGAAUAUGACUCAAAAAACUGGUAAUUACAAACAAUUUGAUAUUUUUGUCACAAUGUUAAGUGCUGGAUUAUUAAAUACCAGUGAUAGUAUAAAAUUAGAGCUUUUAACAUUCAAAGAUUUAAAAGAAUUACAUCACAACAAAACAUUUGCACGAUCCGAAAGAAUAGAUCUUACUUCAAAAACCAAUAAGAGAUAUUUAAUAUUGACAUACACUGUUGAAUUUGAUGAAAUCAAUUAUCCAUUACCCUUAGAAUAUAUAGGUCCACCAGAUCCAAAAACACAACAGAAAAUAAUAUACAAACUAGAAUCUAGAUUGAGAAGUAUAAAACAAAUCUUACAAAAUGGCAAAACUGAAACGGCUGUGAUAAAUAAAUUAAAAAUGGAAAAUAAAAAUUUAAAUGCCGAAAAUAUUUUGCUCAAGCAAAAGCUCAAAACAAUGCAAAGCAAUACUAAAUCCAAAAAAAACAUGAUUUUGCAAAAAGCAUUGAUUAAACUUGAGAAAAGUAUAACUUUAGAACGAGAAACACAUCAUCAGUUAGUUCAAAAGUUAAGACUUAACAAUUCACGCCUAAAACAGGAACUGAACAUUACAAAGCGCAAUGAAAAAAUAUUGCUAACUAAGUUGAAAGAAAAUAGUGAUGUCUUACGUUCCAUAAACAGGAAUUAUAAUUAUGGUAAUAAGACGAAUGCGGGUGGAGAACAUGGAUCAAGAAAAUUGACUCAAAUUUAUCCGAGAAAAACUAGAUGUCAUUCAGAAUCUCCGGAUGGAGUACGUACUUCAAGAAGAUUCAGUCAAACUAAUUCUACCAAAAGUAGAAGCCAUUCACAAUCAUCUAACUCCUCAAGAAAAUCUAUAUUUACUUUGACAUCAGAUAAAAGAUCUAGAUCUUCCUCUGUGGGACAUUGCUACUCUCUAAAUAGCUUACAAAAUUUUAGUUGCAAUUCUGCAAGUACCAGACGAUCAUGUAGCUUGAGAAAUCUUUCAAAUUGCAAAAUAAGCAGCUCGAGUAAUUCAUUAGCAAACCAUAGAGCAAGAAGUAGAAGCUUGGAAAAUACAAAAAACCCUAAACUCAAAAACGUAGUAAACAGAUGCAAUAGAUCAAUGAGUAUUCAAGAAGGAUUAAAGAAGCAGCAACAACUUUCUGCUGUUAGAAAAUUAUUUUGA